AUGGCGGGUAUUAAUACGCCCACCUCCAAUGAGGGAAAUCACAUCAACGACACCGAAACCUCUUCACAAACAUCCAAACGUGGUGAAAUGUUCGAGCAUGGAUCUCAUGAUGAGAAUCCCGCUCAAGGAAUUCCUCCUCGUGCAAAUCGUGUGGCUCAUUUUCCAUCCGGUAGCAAUGAUAAUGUAGUAACGGCCGUCAAAUCAUCCGGCAAAAUCGAAAUGACUGAAGAAGAUUGCUGGGAUCAAUUGGGAUAUUCUUUUCCAACGUACAAAAAAUGGAUGAUUCUAUCCGUUAUCUUCUUGGUUCAGGUUUCCAUGAAUUUUAAUACCAGUUUAUACUCCAAUGCCAUCGGAGGGAUUGUCAACGAAUUCGGUGUCAGUGCACAAGGUGCCAGAUGUGGUGCCGUGGUUUUCUUAAUUCUUUAUGCCUUUGGUUGCGAAUUAUGGGCUCCAUGGUCGGAAGAGUUGGGACGCAAACCUGUUCUCCAAGCUUCCUUAUUCUUGGUCAACAUUUGGCAAAUCCCGGUUGGGAUUGCUCCCAAUUUUGCAACUAUUAUGGUCGGUCGUGCGCUGGGUGGUCUUUCAUCGGCUGGUGGUUCCGUCACUUUGGGCAUGAUUGCCGAUAUGUGGGACGCGGAUGAUCAACAAUAUGCUGUUGCAUUUGUAGUGUUUUCGUCUGUUGGUGGAAGUGUCUUGGGUCCUGUUGUUGGUGGUUUCGUUGAAGCUAAUUUGGCUUGGAGGUGGAAUAUCUGGAUUCAACUUAUUUUUGGUGGGGCCGUACAACUUCUGCAUUUAGUUCUUGUACCUGAGACAAGAUCUACUAUCAUGAUGGAUAGAGUCGCGAAGAAGAUGCGAAAGAGUGGUGAAAAUCCAAACAUUUACGGUCCUAAUGAACUUACGCCAUUCAAGGAACGAUUCUCCAUGAAGGAAACCCUGAUUACCUUUGUCAGACCAUUCAAAAUGUUCUUGACAGAACCAAUCGUCUUAACAUUGAGUUUGUUAUCUGGUUUCUCUGAUGCACUCAUCUUCAUGUUCAUUCAAUCCUUCGCUCUCGUCUACAAGCAAUGGGGUUUUGGAACGGUUGAAUUGGGUCUUUCCUUCAUUCCUAUUCUGGUCGGAUACUUCAUCGCUUGGUUCGCAUUCAUUCCUGCCAUCAAACGCAAUAUUAAGCAGCGUACGAAUAAACCAGAUGAUGAACACGCCCAAUUCGAAUCUAGACUUUGGUUCUUGCUUUAUACCGCACCGUGCUUACCAAUUGGUCUCAUUGGUUUUGCUUGGACAUCUACUGGUCCACCAAUUCACUGGAUCGGUUCAUGCGUGUUCGCAGCUGUAGUCGGUAUUGCCAACUAUAGUAUCUACAUGGCAACAAUAGAUUAUAUGAUUUGUGCCUAUGGACCAUAUUCAGCUUCUGCAACGGGUGGAAAUGGAUGGUCUAGAGAUUUCUUAGCUGGUGUUUUGACCGUUCCUGCUACUCCUUUCUUCCAAAAUAUGUCAUCCGACCCAUCUCGCUCCCUUGCAUACGCCUCUACAAUUCUCGCUUGUAUCUCCUUCGUCCUCGUAAUUGCAGUUUAUGUCAUUUACUGGAAAGGACCCGUUCUUCGCAAACGUUCACCUUUCGCACAACAAUUAUCCGAUGCCAAAGCUGCACAUAACGAAAUCAUCUAUGAGAAAGAACAUCAUGUUGGGCCGGAAUCAGGAGCGCCAACUCAUCUUUCACGAAUGCCGACCGGAGCGAGGGCAAGAAGUUUUGCUCGUUCUCAACAAGAUUUGAGAGUGAGACAAAAUACGGGUAGUAGACCGCAUAGUACAUUUGAGAAAAGUAAUCCAAAUAGUAGGACAAACUCGAGAGCAAACUCGAGAGCAAACAGUCCGGUUAGAAGGGAGAUGGCUGACGCGCAUGAAGCGAUGAAUGUUCAGCAUAACCGGGAUUUGGGUGAUAAAGAUUUGGUUUAA
Molecule: messenger RNA, 1953 nt
Organism: Sclerotinia sclerotiorum 1980 UF-70
Lineage: Eukaryota; Fungi; Ascomycota; Leotiomycetes; Helotiales; Sclerotiniaceae
Exons: 2
Coding region: 1-1953 (650 amino acids)
Biological process (GO): transmembrane transport
Molecular function (GO): transmembrane transporter activity
Source: RefSeq, a predicted model, not a curated record